UCUCGCGAGAAGAUAAACGAGAGUUUGCCAAUGAGAAAAUGGAAACUGAUGAGGCUCAAAAUCCGCCGGCGGCCGCACAAGGUGCCACUACAACCUCAUCAUCGAGUUUUAAAAUCCCUGUGUUUAUAUUAACGGAUCUGUGUAGCCGUUUUAUCAUCAACAUGCCAAAGGAAGAAAGACAAGAUCUCAUAAGGAUAUUCUUUCAAAUUGAACUGGCACACUGGUUUUACCUUGAUUUUUACUGUCCAGAAAACCCAGAGUACAAAACAUGUGGUAUCAAAGACUUUUCUGCUCAGAUUUUCAACCACUGUCCUUUUCUUAUGCCACAUGCUGAUAGCUUUGAAAGGAUUCUUGGUGACUGGAAAUCCUACAAGCUUGCUGUGCCCACCUAUGGAGCCAUUAUGCUAGACCCAACACUGCAAUAUUGCAUUCUUGCUCAGGGCUACUGGCAGAAAAGUAGUUGGACUUUUCCCAAAGGCAAAGUUAAUGAAGAUGAACUGCCAAUAGAUUGUGCAGUAAGAGAGGUGUUAGAAGAAACUGGUUAUGAUAUCUUAAAGCAGAUUAACAGCAACGAUUACAUAGAGCACAGAGUGAGUGACCAACUGGCUGGGCUCUACAUCAUUCCCAACAUACCACUGAAUGCAAAAUUCAAACCAAAGACAAGGAAUGAAAUAAAGAGCUUGAAGUGGUUCAAAGUUGACCAUUUGCCAGUUCACAAGAAGGAUCAAACCCCAAAAACAGAACUAGGUCUAAGUGCAAAUACAUUUUUCAUGAUUAUUCCAUUUAUAAAGCCCUUGAGAAAAUGGAUAGCAUCCAGGUUACGGAAAACCCAGCACUUGUCAGAAUUGUCUGAAUCCCAGGGUCCAUCAAAAGCUAACAGACAGAGAACACAGAAAGAAACUCAGGAUGUCAAACCUUUGACAGAGAAACAAAGACUUAAACAACAGCAGUAUUUUGCUCAGCAAAACAUGUCAGAGUAUCAGGAUUUCAUGAAAUUUAAAGACACUAAAGCAAAAGGCAGAGAUGACAGUAAAAGCAAAGUGAAAGAUGACAGAUCGAAGACAAAAGAUCAAAGACUAUCAGAAAAACCAAGUUCUCAUUCACCUACUCCAAAGUUCCAGAAGCAGAUGCAGACCACCUCUCCAAAACAGAAGAAACAAGUCACUAUUUUGAAUCGUGAUGGCAGCAUAUCAGGAAAAAGCCCAGAUAGUUCUAGGAUUACAAGGAGGUCUUUAGCUACACAGUUUACUCAUCCAAAAACAGAUGGAAUGCAAAAAUCAAGUCAGCGAAAAUUCAAGAAAGGACUAUUACAUUUCUAUUCUGAAACUUGGGCUAAUUUCCAACUUGACAAAGAAGCCUUAUUAAAACUAAUGCCAUGAUGACAACUAUUAUUUUACAGUAACUGUUGUAGGAACAUUAAGAGUGAAACAAGUAUUUAUUAUGUUUCAGGAUUUUAAGCAAUACAAUGCAAGGAACUUGCCUCCACACUAAGAUUAAACUAUUCAUAACAGAAAGUGUUGCUGGUGAAUUCGGCAAAGACAUUGGUUUACUAGGCUCAAAAUUUGUUGUAAGAUAGAAUUUUGACUUGCUCAUAAAAUUUAGUAUGUUGA
Messenger RNA from Lingula anatina, 1610 nucleotides. Its product is annotated as m7GpppN-mRNA hydrolase. The record is from RefSeq and is a predicted model, not a curated record. Gene Ontology annotation, biological process: nuclear-transcribed mRNA catabolic process, nonsense-mediated decay; deadenylation-dependent decapping of nuclear-transcribed mRNA. Lineage: Eukaryota; Metazoa; Brachiopoda; Lingulata; Lingulida; Lingulidae. Gene Ontology annotation, molecular function: 5'-(N(7)-methylguanosine 5'-triphospho)-[mRNA] hydrolase activity; manganese ion binding; RNA binding. Gene Ontology annotation, cellular component: P-body; cytoplasm.